Messenger RNA from Aphanomyces invadans, 763 nucleotides. RefSeq lists its product as hypothetical. Bases 70 to 636 code for a protein of 188 amino acids. The transcript is spliced from 2 exons. The record is from RefSeq and is a predicted model, not a curated record. NCBI's taxonomy places the organism in Eukaryota, Oomycota, Saprolegniomycetes, Saprolegniales, Verrucalvaceae.
GGAACACACACGGUUCAGCAGAGCCGUCCCAUUCGAGGAAACCUUCCCCUCCGCUAAAGCAGCGCCGUGAUGGCGUCCAUGACUGUGUCUCCGCACUCUACACGAGAGUCCUUGAAGCGAACGCGCAUGGUGGCGUCUCCCAUCGACUCGGGGUUCCCUGUAAUUAACGAGGAUGCGUCGGCGCGGCUCAUCAAACGGCGCUGCAUUCCACAGGACGUCCCCUGUGAGGACGACUUGCCCAAGUACACGCAGCGGCAAUUCGAAUACAUCGAACAAGUGAAAAUCUCGGACUUGAACCGACUAAGAACGGAGUGUGAACAGAUUCUCCUGCGUAAAGACAAAGAGAUGCAAGAGAUGCGCAUCGCGCUUGAUCGACUCCGCGAAACAUGCAUGGGGCAAGCGAAGGAGUUUGAGAAAAUUCAAGCGGAGAACAAGAUUCUGCGGCGCGCUGUGACCAUCCAAAACCAACAGAAGGAGGAAGCGACACAAGAGAAUGCAGCGUUGAAGCAACUUGCUGUUCAAGCGGCGGAUCACAUCAAACGACUCGAACAGACCAACUACGCUCUACGCGUUCAUCUGCACACCAGCAGCAAUGAUCAUGGCACGUCCAGCCACUUCUCACCGGACGUGUACUAAACUGUUUGAUUGCCCGCUGGUCCCAUCAUAUUUGCGCCAUCUCCACUACUUAUGUAUUUCGCCCUAGCUCCAUUCUCUCUUUAACUAUAACUCGCUCAAUAUUAACGAGAUAUGUCUUUAUCGGCGG